CUAAUUUCUUUCAAACCAUAAUAAGUGCUUGAAUUUUUGUUCAUAGGGGAUUAGUGAGUUGCAACAAUGUCUUGUGCCACCUUCAAUGUUGGAGCUUCUUUCAACCUUCAUGGACGCUCUCAUGUUGGAAAUUCCAAUCCAUUUCAUUUUAGAGUCCAACACUGUGUUUUGCACAAGCCUUCUUCUACUUCUCUCUUCAUUCAGAACUUGAAUUUGAGGAGCUCCAAUGUUAGUGUUAGUGCCUCAAGUCCAUUCCACAGUGUUUUCAAAUGCUCUGCUCGGAACUCAGAGUCAUCGGGUUCUGUUGGGGUUGAUACAAACAAUAGUUCUCAAGAAAAGGUGAUUGUUCUUGUAAUUGGUGGAGGAGGACGCGAACACGCACUUUGCUAUGCCUUGCAACGAUCACCAUCCUGUGAUGCUGUAUUUUGUGCCCCCGGCAAUGCAGGAAUUUCCAGCUCUGGAAAUGCUACUUGCAUUACAGACCUCAAUGUCUAUGAUGCAGCAGCAGUAAUCUCAUUUUGUCACAAACAGGGGGUGGGACUUGUUGUUGUGGGACCCGAGGCUCCACUUGUUGCAGGUCUUGUAAAUGAAUUAGUUAAGGCAGGAAUCCCAACAUUUGGCCCAUCUGCGGAGGCUGCAGCGUUGGAAGGUUCUAAGAAUUUCAUGAAGCAUUUGUGUGACAAGUAUGAUAUUCCAACUGCUAAGUACAAAACAUUUACAGACCCAUCCGUUGCAAAACAAUAUAUUCAAGAACAAGGAGCUCCAAUUGUUAUCAAAGCAGAUGGACUGGCUGCUGGAAAAGGAGUUACUGUUGCCAUGUCACUGGAAGAGGCGUAUGAAGCUGUAGAUUCAAUGCUGGUAAAGGGUGAUUUUGGUUCUGCAGGUUGUAGGGUCAUUGUUGAGGAGUAUCUAGAGGGAGAAGAAGUAUCAUUUUUCGCAUUGGUUGAUGGAGAAAAUGCAAUUCCACUUGAAUCCGCUCAGGACCAUAAACGAGUUGGUGAUGGCGAUACGGGGCCUAAUACUGGCGGCAUGGGUGCGUACUCUCCAGCUCCAAUAUUAACCAAGGAACUUCAGUCAAUAGUAAUGGAUCAUAUUAUCACCCCGACAGUGAAAGGAAUGUCAGCAGAAGGUUGCAAGUUUGUUGGCGUUUUGUAUGCUGGUCUUAUGAUUGAGAAGAAAUCUGGCAUGCCUAAGUUAAUCGAGUAUAAUGUGCGAUUCGGCGAUCCAGAGUGCCAGGUUCUCAUGGUUCGGUUGGAGUCUGAUCUGGUACAAGUUCUGCUUGCGGCUUGCAAAGGAGAGCUCAGUGGGGUAUCUCUGAACUGGUCACCCGGGUCGGCCAUGGUAGUGGUAAUGGCAAGUAAGGGAUAUCCCGGGAAAUACGAGAAGGGAACUUUGAUUAAAAACCUCGAACAAGCCGAGCAUGCUGCCCCUGGCAUAAAGAUAUUCCAUGCAGGAACUGCUUUUGACUCUGAGGGAAUAUUCAUUGCAACUGGUGGGCGUGUUCUUGGUGUAACAGCCAAGGGAGACAGUCUUGAAGAAGCACGUGAUCGAGCCUAUCGAGCCAUCGACGAGAUUAACUGGCCAGAAGGCUUCUAUCGCCGGGAUAUUGGUUGGAGAGCCCUUCCGAAAAAACAAUAUGCUACUAAAGGUUGAACUAUUGGAAGAGUCAUAUUUAGGCACUGAUCAAUAACUGUCAAUAAGGUACAAGCGCAUGAGAUUUCCUCAAUUCCUCCAAGUAAUGAGGAAUUCUCCUCAUCUGAUGAAUUUUGUAAUUUAUUUUUGUAUAACAAGGUAAUGUGGUUACAGCAUAAACCAUUUGGGGCUGAAUGGGGAACCUCAUUUCCAUCGUUUAUUGCUCGUCCCCCAAGAGUAUGGUUCUUUUGGUCACAUACAACGUUUCAUAAAA
Messenger RNA from Arachis duranensis, 1906 nucleotides. RefSeq names its product phosphoribosylamine--glycine ligase. Gene Ontology annotation, biological process: purine nucleobase biosynthetic process. The transcript has 4 exons. Lineage: Eukaryota; Viridiplantae; Streptophyta; Magnoliopsida; Fabales; Fabaceae. Gene Ontology annotation, molecular function: ATP binding; phosphoribosylamine-glycine ligase activity; metal ion binding. The record is from RefSeq and is a predicted model, not a curated record. The coding region runs from base 67 to 1653 and encodes 528 amino acids.